Messenger RNA from Verticillium alfalfae VaMs.102, 1146 nucleotides. Its product is annotated as mitochondrial phosphate carrier protein. Gene Ontology annotation, biological process: mitochondrial phosphate ion transmembrane transport. The record is from RefSeq and is a predicted model, not a curated record. Bases 1 to 1146 code for a protein of 381 amino acids. Gene Ontology annotation, molecular function: phosphate transmembrane transporter activity. Gene Ontology annotation, cellular component: mitochondrial inner membrane. The transcript has 3 exons. Lineage: Eukaryota; Fungi; Ascomycota; Sordariomycetes; Glomerellales; Plectosphaerellaceae.
AUGUCGUUUUUGUAUCCCCAACGGGAUACGUUCCAGUCAUGCUUUGCGUCUCCUCUGGCGCCGGCCGCUCCGAAGCGCACGUCGUUGGUCCCCGGCCCGAGCAAGUACCAGGCCCGGCCCGAGCUGUACGGCGCCUACUCGACCGUCGAUGAUGUCAAGGGCAAGGCCCAAAAACUCAGCAGCGAGGCGGCCAAGGAGUUCGAGAAGGCCUCCGCCGCCGCCCAGGCCAAGGCUGGCCGGAUCGAGCUCUACUCUGGCAGGUACUAUGCCGCCUGCACCUUUGGCGGCCUGAUGGCCUGUGGCCUCACGCACUUUGCCGUCACUCCGCUUGACCUCGUCAAGACGCGCCGCCAGAUCGACUCUAAGCUGUACACGGGCAAUUUCCAGGCCUGGGGCAAGAUCUUCCGCGGCGAAGGCGUGCGCGGCAUCUUCACCGGCUGGAGCCCGACCCUCUUCGGCUACUCCGCCCAGGGCGCCUUCAAGUAUGGAUGGUAUGAGUUCUUCAAGAAGCAAUACUCGGACAUUGCCGGCCCCGAGAAUGCCCAAAAGUACAAGACGGUUCUGUAUCUGACUGCGUCUGCUUCGGCCGAGUUCCUCGCCGACCUUGCCCUCUGUCCCUUUGAAGCUGUCAAGGUGCGCAUGCAGGGCGGCAUCCCGUCUCCUUACAGCGGCACGCUCGACGGCAUUCGCACCAUCGCGGCCAAGGAGGGCGUGUCCGGGCUGUAUAAGGGCCUCUACCCUCUCUGGGGUCGUCAGAUCCCCUACACUAUGAUGAAGUUUGCAUCCUUUGAGACCAUUGUCGAAAUGAUCUACGACCGCCUUCCUGGUCAGAAGAGCGACUACAGCAAGGGCGCCCAGACCGGCGUCUCCUUUGCCGGUGGCUAUCUGGCCGGUAUCCUCUGCGCCAUCGUCUCUCACCCUGCCGAUGUCAUGGUCAGCAAGUUGAAUGCCAACCGUGCGCCCGGCGAAGCGUUUGGCGGUGCCCUGAGCCGCAUCUACAAAGAUAUUGGCUUCUCCGGACUGUGGAAUGGUCUUCCAGUGCGCAUCGUCAUGAUUGGCACUCUGACUGGUCUACAGUGGAUGAUCUAUAUCUUCAUGUUUCUCCCAACGACAGGCGGUGCGUCACAGGUCGUGGAGAAGAAAUGA